GACGCGGCAGGGCCUGCACCAUUGACGGGGGCGGAGCGCAGCGCCCCUCCACAGCCUGCAGGGCGGCAGGAGAGAGCCGGGAGAGGAGUCGCGGAGAGCCGGGGAUGAGCCAGUUCUGGCACAAGAUCGGCUGCUGCGUGGUGGCCAAGCCCCCGCCGAAGCGGAAGAGGAGGAGGAAGAUCGACCGCAGUAUGAUCGGAGAGCCCAUGAACUUCAUGCACCUCACGCACAUCGGCACCGGGGAGAUGACGGAGGGGCUGCCUUCGUGUGGGCCGGUCCAGGAACAGAUGAGGUCAAAGGGUCCCAGCGCCAACGGCCGACGGAGCCUGUUAUAGCUGGAUCCAGGACCGGUCCGUGGAGCCUGUCCCCUCCCAUCUUGCCCCUGGCCCGACCCGACUCCACCCGACCGACCGCUGAAUAGCACUUAGAAGCCCGGAUAUCCACAGUUCCCACCCACCCCCCUCCUCAGACCAGCGUUCAUCUGGCCUUUACUGGACUAUAGGAAAAUUAAGUAUUAAGCCUCUUGAUUAAUCCAGGUCUCUAAGGGAGACGUGGAUGGACAAUUUGUGUGUGUGUUUUUUUUUUUUUUUUUUUUUUUUUAGAGGAAAGUAUUCUCAUGUUUCUGAAGCUGGAGUCGAAAAGUGCCAGUGUUGUUGCGUUUUUUAUUUCUGUGGGAGAUUCGAUUAGAAACCGGAAUUUCUUGCUUAUAAGAUCCGUGCCUGGACUUCUCGAGAUCCUCAAAAGAGCUUGCCCACAUAAGGGGUCGUCGGAAAACUCCACACCGUUUCCCCAGCUGAAAAACCAAAAGGGGGGAAAAAGUGUUUUUCUGGAGGGGAAAAAAAUGAGGAUGCUCCCUUGAAUCUCAACAUCAAGGGCUUGUAUACAACACACACGCGUGUGUGUGUGUGUGUGUGUGUGUGUGUCUGUGUGGUCUCUCUCUGCCAAACAAGUUUUUGUGCGUUUGGUUCAAGAUGUAUUUCAAGUUUGUGUACUAGAGUCACGAUUUCACUUGUACCUUUGAAAAGAAAUGUGCACGACUGCAUCGAUUUAAUUGUUUCCACCGCCGACCACCGGCAUUAUCAGUAUUGCGGUUUGAGGCCUUGCGGUUUGAGGUCUGGAUUUUGUUUUUUAAUUGAAAGAGCUUUGUUGUAUUCCUGCUCCUUCUCUCCGUAUGACAUCAGCACCCUGCCACACCAGACGUCGAGCCUCCGUUCUCCACUGAUCUAGGAUCAGCUUUCCUCCCCGCCCAGUCGUGACCGCAACCACUCAAGUCAGAGAUGGCCGCUGAUCUGGGACCAGCCCGCGGUGGUCGAGUAGUCUUAUCGUCCCUCUUCCAAACAAAAGGCCGCCUUUGUUUGCCGUUCCAUAAAUUAUCGUAUCCCUGCAGCUUUCAGAGAAAGCGGCUUUGUGUUAAAUGUUUGUAUGGGUGGGUGCAAAUACAAUUGUUUUUUUUUUUUUUUUUUUUUUUUUUGAAUGAUUAUAUUUCAGCUGAGAGUCUGAAGUCCUCCUCCACGUUCCGCUGAAACUAGUGGCAGAGAUUUCGGGGAAACCUCGGCCAGUCUUGCGGAAAAUUAAAUUAAAGCUUCUGGAAAACGCGCAGACUGCGUACGGCUCCACGCGCUCCUGCACCAAAUUUGGUCGCUGAGUUUCACUGGUGGGAACCGGAUUGAACCAGAUUAAACCAGGACUUGAUUUGCCGCCCGAAAUGUAAAGCCGGUUGCUGUCACUUCAGCCAGUGCUUACACGAACAAAUGCCAGACUGGUGUCCUUAUGGCGUAAUUUAAAUACAAACCCUUUACAAAGGUCUUAUGAAGUGUAACUUCUGAGCCCUUCGUGGAGGUAGUAUUGCAGUAUUUUCAUUGAGGAAGACCUUAAGUAUUUCACUUGUAAGUCGUGAAAGGAGUUGUGCCGAUGAAGCAUCUGUGGAUCCAGGAUUAUAAUGCAGGAUGUGAGGAUAUGGACAGGGGAUCACUGAUCUCAGAUCAGUCGUGUCCUCCUGAUGGGUUAUGAGUACAGGACCGUGAUGGAGGAUGUAAGCUACAGCGUGUUUUUUUUCCCUGUAGCUCCUAAUGGGUAGCACCGGGGACAAAAACACGGAAAACUGGUCCCGGAUACAAUCCGAGGUGCUUUAUGAAUACAGGAUUUGGUGACUUUAUUUUGGACCUGGACUGUGAAAGGUAGCUCUUUUCUGAACUACGGUGUGUGUGUGUGUGUGUGUGUGUAUUAAUAUUCAUGCCGUUAGAAUCUAUCCCAGAGUUCCCUGCUUCUCAGCAGGUCUUGAUAUAUGGAGCUCCCGACACCCCUGAUUUCAGACCGUAUGCCUUGAACCCCACAUUUCAGCAUAUUAUGGGGUGUUCCCUUCGUUCACACGACAGCGAAGAGCCCUGUGAAUCCACUGGAGAAGUGAUCGUUUUUGGCAUGCCAUUGUAAACAUUUCAUUUUAGUUUUUUUAGUUUUCUUUCCUCCCCACAAUGGGACUGUAAUGACCUUCUUGUACUUUUGCAGUAAUUCCAUGUCUGCAGGUAUGUAUGAUUGACUGCAAGCAGAAUAAUUAUUCCACUUUGACUAUUGGCAGAAGUGUGUGGGUUUUUUUUUUUUUGGUUUUGUUUUGUUUGUUUUGGUUGUCUUGGGAUGUGUAAGAAAGAGAGAGAGAGGUGUUCCGUCGGUGGGAGAAGCUGACCUUUGACCUUUGACCCUUCUCCUCUGUACACGCAGACUGAAUAAAGCCCAGCCCAGGA
Molecule: messenger RNA, 2738 nt
Organism: Conger conger (European conger)
Lineage: Eukaryota; Metazoa; Chordata; Actinopteri; Anguilliformes; Congridae
Product: CDC42 small effector protein 1-like
Exons: 4
Coding region: 105-335 (76 amino acids)
Biological process (GO): regulation of Rho protein signal transduction
Cellular component (GO): plasma membrane
Molecular function (GO): small GTPase binding
Source: RefSeq, a predicted model, not a curated record